CGGCCCGGCUCGUCCCUCAGCUUCGGCCUCUUGGCGCGCGGCCCCUCUGCCGACCUCCUCAUGCCGGCAGCGGCGGCAGCGGCUGUGGCCUCGGGGCGAGCGCUUUCCCGCCCCUUCCCGGCGACGGGCAGCUGAGGCGGGGCCGAGGGGGGCGCGGCGGCCGUGGUGUCAGGCGAGGCCGAGGCGAGCGCACUUCGUGGAGGAACCGGCGGCUUUCCUGGCGGCGUGGCCGGGCCGGCCAGCCUGCUUUUCUCUCCCCCACACCCCGCCGGGACAGCUGGCGGGCCGGGGCGUGGCCGGGCUGGGCCUGGGAGGGUUUCGCAGCCAUCUUGGGCCGCGUUGCUGCCGCCUCCGCCUCCUCCUCCGCCGCCGGUUUCCUCGCCAGGCGCGGCUCUCGCGGGGAAGAAAAUGAUCCACAGCCUGUUUCUUAUAAAUUCUUCUGGGGACAUAUUCCUGGAGAAGCACUGGAAGAGCGUCGUCUGCCAAUCAGUGUGUGACUAUUUCUUUGAAGCUCAGGAAAGAGCAGCUGACGUGGAAAAUGUGCCUCCCGUCAUCCCCACCCCUCACCACUUCCUCAUCAGCAUCUACCGAGACAAAAUCUUUUUCGUGUCUGUCAUACAGACGGAAGUGCCACCGCUUUUUGUCAUUGAAUUCCUCCAUCGCGUAGCAGAUACUUUCCAGGUACACAAAUAACGAGGCCUACUUCGAUGUGAUUGAAGAAAUCGAUGCCAUCAUAGACAAAUCUGGGUCCACGGUCUUUGCAGAAAUCCAAGGUGUCAUCGAUGCUUGCGUCAAGCUCUCAGGAAUGCCAGAUCUUUCACUUUCUUUCAUGCUUGGUGGCUAUUCCAGUGUAUGUGAAGCAUGCAAUUACUUUCAAAGAGAAUUCAUCUUCUGGAAGAUUUGAUGUUACCAUUGGGCCUAAACAGAACAUGGGGAAGACAAUUGAAGGAGUCAUCAUGACUGUUCAUAUGCCCAAAGCAGUACUCAACAUGAGCCUGGCACCCACCCAAGGCAGCUACACAUUUGAUCCUGUCACUAAGGUUUUGACAUGGGAUGUUGGCAAAAUCAUCCCUCAGAAGCUGCCUACUCUGAAAGGGAUGGUGAAUUUACAGACUGGCGCUCCGAAGCCAGAGGAAAACCCCAGUUUGAAUAUUCAAUUCAAGAUCCAACAAUUGGCUAUUUCUGGACUGAAAGUAAAUCGCCUUGACAUGUAUGGAGAAAAAUAUAAACCAUUUAAAGGUGUGAAGUACAUCACAAAGGCAGGGAAGUUCCAAGUACGAACAUGAAGCUCAAGAACUCUGUUUUUCUGGCAGAUGGUUGUGUGUAUGUGUGCGUGUGUGUUUCAGCCUCUGAGAAAAAUGAGUGUUAGUUACUUAAAUUCUUCUUAAAUGCCAAUUUUAGCCAUUCCUCUGAAUUAUAUCCAUUCCACAGAGUCCUAAUUUCCAGGUGUAGUAAUAGAAUUAAGUUGGUCUGUUUUUCCUACAUGGCUUUCAAAGAGAAAAUGUUUUGUAAGUAGGGCUGGUUGUUUCUGGUGGACUUUGUGGAUUUUGGCUGUAGUGACCACCUGGGCUGCCCUUUGAACCAGCUAUUCCUAAACACCGCCACACAAACCAUCAAAGCACAAGAAGGAAGAACCUGGAUUGGACAGAAAGGAAGCCCAAUCUGAAGCAGAGAAGGAAACAGCUAUUGCACGCCGUUUACGCCGUUUCUGAAAACAUCUCUGAGAAAGCCUUACCCUAAGCCCUAUUGACAAAAGACUUUUUAAUGGAACAAAAACAAACAAACAAAAAAGCCUUUUUCUGCAGGAUUUACACCACCCCUGCCUUUUUUAGUCAAAACUGCCUUAUCAGCUUGAGAAUUCAGCAGACAAUCUGUAGCCAAUGUUAAAAGAUUUUUUUUACCACAGUUUGCUUUGAAAAUGAAUGAAUGGGAUAUGGAGCCUGAUUUGUUUCAAUUACCUCUGCAUUUACAGAUGUCAAAUCUCACACAUUUUAUUGUUUGUGCCCUUCACACCUCUGAGGUAGCUCCUCGGAGGUGGUGCUGCUUGUUUUCUGAUGAAAUAAAAGGGAACACAGCUGUACCAACA
Messenger RNA from Thamnophis sirtalis, 2086 nucleotides. NCBI's taxonomy places the organism in Eukaryota, Metazoa, Chordata, Lepidosauria, Squamata, Natricidae. The record is from RefSeq and is a predicted model, not a curated record.